Molecule: messenger RNA, 998 nt
Organism: Schizophyllum commune H4-8
Lineage: Eukaryota; Fungi; Basidiomycota; Agaricomycetes; Agaricales; Schizophyllaceae
Exons: 2
Coding region: 132-629 (165 amino acids)
Molecular function (GO): Hsp90 protein binding
Source: RefSeq, a predicted model, not a curated record
CGGCACAUUGUUCGCUUCCUUCUCGUUCAUAUUGAAAAUAUGGACACCGUCCUACAUUCACCAGUCCACUGCCAAAGGGACGCAGAAUCGACUUCAGGCAAUCGAUACCAGCACAUCGCGUUCGACUGACAAUGAUUGGACCUAUACCCGUUGAAGCCAACACGGCCAAGGCGCAGGGGAACAGCGCAUUUGCGGCUGGCGACUACGAGCAGGCCGCCACGCACUACUCACGCGCCGUCGAGCUCGCCCCGCAGUGGGCCGUCCCGCGCGCGAACCGCGCCUUCGCAUACAUGAAGCAGGUGCGCGACCCCGCGACGGAGGCGGGGUACCGUAGGACUUUGCGCACGCGCGCGAUGGCGGACGCCUACCUGGCGACGCGCCUGGACGGGCGGUGGGGGAAGGGGUACGCGCGGCUGGCGGAGGCGAUGUUGAUGGAUGUGGAGGCGGAGGAGGCGGGGGAGGAGGCGAUGAAUGGUGCGCCGGGGGGCACGCGGGAGGAGGGGAGGCGCAAGAUGCUGGAGGGAGCGCAGGAGGCGUUGUAUCAUGCGGUGCAGUUUUCGGAGGGGAGGGUUUUGGAGGAGGCUCAGAAGAUGAUGGAGGACGUUACCGCGCGGCUUGAGGCGCUGUGAUGAGAUCCAAACUGUACUGGUAUGCUCCUGACGUCGGCCGUAUGCAUGCGAGAUUUGACAACAAUUACAUGGCUUGCCACGAGCUCUAAGUAUACAAACAAAGUCAAUCUAUCCCUACACGCGCACCUCGCGCCCAUCUCCCCAUCUUGCCGUCCACUACAAAACCGGCACAUGCCCACUACGACACCGGCACACGCCCCACUACAACACUGGCACACUCCCCGGCUCGCCCCACUCGCCAAACAACAGGCUGAUGCUCUCGCCGUUGUGCAUCCGCCGGAUGCUCUCCGCGAUCGUUGGACUGAUGUCGAUGGCGACGAGCUUGGGGCAGAGCGCCUUGUGCUGCAGCUGCGGGACGGUGUUGGUGAC